AUGUCUAGCUCUACCAUGUCAAACUACACUUUCACGCUCGACCUACAAACAAUACUGAAGAAGCUACCGGCCUGCCAACGGUGCCGCAAGAACAAAAAGCGAUGUGAUCUCCUACUGCCUGCGUGCUCCAAUUGCACCAGAGCAGAAGAAGAAUGCGUUUUUAUAGAUCAUAUCACGAACGAACGCCUUCCGCGAAAGUACAUUGCUUCUUUAGUUGGCCACAUCAGAGACCUGAAGGCCGAAACUUCCACAAACGCCCUCGAAGGUGCAGACGGGGUCGCCCUUGGACAUUUCGUGCCAGCAAGAAACACGAUGAGAUACCUAGGUGGCCGAGCCCCUCUUGCCGUACAUGCUGAGGUUCAAGAGCUCAACACCGACUGGCAAACCACUGUCAACUUCUCAAAUGGCUGGUCCAUAAGCCCAGAAAUGCACACAUUUAUGAUAGAGAGGUAUUUCCAGAUCAUCCACAAGACGUAUCCUGUUUUCGACUGGCCUUCGGACUUCCUCAGAUCCACAUUACCCACCGACGGCAGCAAUGAUUUUCUUUGUUAUAUUCGGGCCAUGGUAUACUCUAUUGCGUGCCAUGCCAUUGCCUCCCCAGAAAUGACCCCAGCUUCAUUAUCCUUUCUGGCGAACUAUACCGGCAGGCAAUAG
Exophiala xenobiotica is the source of this 654-nucleotide messenger RNA. RefSeq lists its product as uncharacterized. The record is from RefSeq and is a predicted model, not a curated record. Gene Ontology annotation, molecular function: zinc ion binding; sequence-specific DNA binding; DNA-binding transcription factor activity, RNA polymerase II-specific. Gene Ontology annotation, biological process: positive regulation of transcription by RNA polymerase II. The transcript has 2 exons. The coding region runs from base 1 to 654 and encodes 217 amino acids. NCBI's taxonomy places the organism in Eukaryota, Fungi, Ascomycota, Eurotiomycetes, Chaetothyriales, Herpotrichiellaceae.